GGCAUCACAUAUUCACAUGUAUUGUGUCACAAGAGAGAGAGAGAGAGAGAAAAUCAGGCAAGCAGGAAGGAGAGGCCAGGAUUUCCCACAAAUCCAUUCUAGGGGGUAAAACCCAAGCCCUUAUCCUAUCUUCUUCAAAAUCCCUCACAAAAUUUCCUAUCCCCUAAAAGCUCCUCUUGGUUUGAAUCCCCCCUUUUCAUUCUCUUUUCCCUUUGUUUCCUCUCUACACUCUCCCUUCAUAUCUCCUUGUAUAUGGUUCACAAUUUCUUGACCAUCAUCAUUGGCUUCACUUAAUUUUGCUUGAAUCUAACUUAUAUUGGAAAUGAUAUCUGAAAUGGGUUUUUGAAUUUGCCUCCAAAGAAGCCCAUUUAAAGCGAAAAAAACAGAAGAAAAUGGCCCCAAAAUCAGGCAGAGCAAAGGGCAAUAAGGCCAAGGCAGAGAAGAAGAAGAAAGAAGAGAAAGUUGUACCUAAUGUUGUUGACAUCACUGUCACCACACCAUAUGAAACACAAGUUGUCCUCAAGGGUAUCUCAACUGACAAGAUUCUUGAUGUGAGGAGGCUACUAGCAGUCAAUGUGGAAACAUGCCACCUCACUAACUAUUCUUUAACCCAUGAGGUUAAAGGACAGAGGUUGAAUGAUAGGUUGGAGGUUGUUUCAUUGAAGCCAUGUUUGCUGAGGAUGGUUGAAGAGGACUACACGGAGCAGUCCCAGUCGUUGGCGCACGUACGGAGGCUGCUGGACAUCGUCGCGUGCACCACCCGAUUCGCCAAGCCCAAGUGCGGCGCCGUCGAAGGUCGAGCCAAGAAGACCAGGGCCCACGCUGGCGGCACGCAGUCUCCUCCUUCCAAUGGCGAAGUUAGACCGCCGUCGUCGGAGCCUCUGGCCUCGCCGGUAUCGGAGGGCUACGAGAUGGCGGCGAUUCAUCCGAUCCCGAAGCUGUCUGAUUUCUACGAGUUCUUCUCUUUCUCUCACCUCUCUCCUCCAAUACUACAUGUGAAGAGAGUGGAACAGGCAAAAGGUGAAGAGGGGCAGAAUGGUGAUUAUUUUGAACUGCAGAUUAAGAUCUGCAAUGGGAAGCUCAUACAAGUACUCGCAUCAGCAAAAGGGUUCUACACAAGGGGAAAACAAUCUCUACAAAGCCACUCCCUAGUGGAUCUUCUGCAGCAGCUCAGCCGAGCUUUCGCCAAUGCAUAUGAAUCCUUGAUGAAAGCUUUUGUAGAACAUAACAAGUUUGGUAACCUUCCGUAUGGUUUUCGUGCCAACACUUGGCUUGUCCCUCAACCUGUUGCUGAUACUCCAUCAAAUUUCCUACCCCUUCCAGUGGAAGAUGAUACUUGGGAUGGCGAUGGCGGGGGUCAGGGGAGAUAUGGCGAAUACGAUUGUAGACCUUGGGCCACAGAGUUUGCGAUAUUGGCAAGCCUUCCUUGCAAAACGGAGGAGGAGAGGGUUGUCCGAGACCGAAAAGCAUUUUUACUUCAUAGCCUAUUUGUUGAUGUUGCUACACUUAAAGCUGUUUCAGCCAUAGGCCAAGUAAUAGAUUCCACUUCGAAGGCACAACAGGAGUCAAUAAAUUUUCUGUCAGGCUCAAUCUUGCAUGACGGUCGUGUGGGGGAUUUGUCUAUUACAGUACAGCGAGAUGCUGCAGAUGCAAGCUCAAAAUCUGAAGUAAAAGUUAUAGGCAAUGAAUCAUCAAGUAUGUCUGCUGUGGAAGUUGGUCAACGAAAUUUACUUAAAGGGUUAACUGCAGAUGAGAGUGUAGUUAUUCGUGAUACAACGUCGUUGGGUGUUGUGGUUGUACGACAUUGUGGAUAUACUGCAAUUGUAAAAGUUGUUGGUGAUGUGAAGAGGAGAAAGUUCAUGGCUCAAGAUAUUGAAAUUGAUGAUCAACCCGAUGGAGGUGCAAAUGCUCUCAACAUUAAUAGCUUGAGGCUUUUGCUUAAUGAGUCAUGCACAGCAGAAUUGUCUGGAAGUGGGCAAUCACCUCAGUCUAAACUUGGUGAUCUUGAAACUGCAAGAAGUAUGGCCCGCAGAGUGGUUGAGGAGAGCUUGAGGAACUUAGAUGAGAAGCCAGAGGCAUCCGAUAACUCUAUCAGAUGGGAACUUGGUUCUUGUUGGGUCCAGCAUUUACAAAAGCAGGAAACACCUAGUGAUAACAGUUCUAACAACUCUGAGGGUGAUAGUAAGGCAGAUUUGGAGGUUAAAGGACUUGGGAAGCAGUUUAAAAUGCUGAAGAAGAGGGAAAAAAAACCCAAUGGUGAGAGUAACAUAGAUGAUGAUGAGGAAACUGACUCCGGGACCAGCAACUUGAAUGCUGGAAGCAGCAUGGGGGAGCUAAACAAUGGCGAGUCCAACAGCGAGGCUGAGUUGAAGAAAGUACUUUCUGAAGAAUCUUUCUUGCGCUUGAAAGAAACUGGAACGGGUCUUCAUCUAAAGUCAGUAGAUGAACUCAUCAAGAUGGCAAAGAAGUAUUAUGACGAAAUUGCAUUGCCUAAGCUGGUAACAGACUUUGGAUCGCUGGAACUUUCUCCCGUUGAUGGGCGCACUUUAACUGACUUCAUGCAUUUGAGAGGACUGCAAAUGUGUUCUUUGGGUCGUGUGGUUGAACUUGCUGAGAAGCUUCCUCAUAUACAGUCACUUUGUAUUCAUGAGAUGGUUACUCGAGCUUUCAAGCAUGUACUUAAAGCCGUAAUUGCAUCCGUUGGUAAUGUGGCAGACUUGCCCACUGCAGUAGCCUCAUGCUUGAAUUUCUUGCUUGGGAGCAGCGGAAUAGAAGACAACGACCAUAGCUUGGCUGAUGAUCACAUUCUCAAAUUGAAGUGGUUGCAAUCAUUUCUAGCCAAAAGAUUUGGCUGGAGGCUACAAGAUGAGUUUCAACACUUGAGGAAGUUAUCGAUUCUCCGAGGACUUUGCCAUAAGGUUGGUUUGGAGUUGCUACCAAAAGACUAUGAUAUGGACAGCCCAAACCCAUUUAGGAAAUCUGAUAUUAUCAGCAUUGUUCCUGUGUGUAAACAUGUGGGGUGCUCUUCUGCCGAUGGGCGGACCCUAUUGGAAUCAUCCAAGAUUGCCCUGGAUAAAGGAAAGCUAGAAGAUGCUGUGAACUAUGGAACAAAGGCAUUGGCAAAAAUGAUAGCUGUUUGUGGUCCCUAUCAUCGAACAACGGCAAGCGCAUACAGUCUAUUAGCUGUUGUGCUUUACCACACUGGAGACUUCAAUCAGGCAACAAUAUACCAACACAAGGCCUUGGAUAUCAACGAAAGGGAACUUGGCCUUGACCACCCUGAUACAAUGAAAAGCUACGGAGAUCUCUCUGUUUUCUACUAUCGCCUACAACACAUUGAAUUGGCUUUGAAAUAUGUCAACCGUGCUUUGUUCCUCCUCCAUUUUACAUGUGGACUCUCACAUCCAAACACAGCUGCAACUUACAUUAAUGUUGCUAUGAUGGAAGAGGGUAUGGGAAAUGUUCAUGUUGCUCUCAGAUACCUCCAUGAAGCCCUAAAAUGCAAUCAAAGAUUAUUAGGUGCAGAUCACAUACAGACUGCUGCUAGCUAUCAUGCCAUUGCAAUAGCCCUUUCAUUAAUGGAAGCAUAUUCGCUUAGUGUGCAACAUGAACAAACUACACUACAGAUUCUUCAAGCCAAGUUGGGUCCAGAAGAUCUUCGUACUCAGGAUGCUGCUGCAUGGCUUGAAUAUUUCGAGUCAAAAGCCUUAGAGCAGCAAGAAGCAGCCCGAAAUGGGACUCCAAAGCCAGAUGCAUCCAUAGCAAGCAAAGGCCACCUUAGUGUAUCGGAUCUCCUUGACUACAUAAGCCCUGAUCAGGAUUCAAAGGGAGGUGAUGCACAGAGGAAGCGGCGCUCAAAGGUGUUGCAGGCUAUUGACAAAUCCCAACACUCGCAGCAUGAUGCAGUAACCAUCAACAGUGUGAUUCAUAGCAAUGCAGAAGACGAGGAUAAGCCAGUGAUCAGACUAGCAGAAACCAACACAGAGGAACCUAAGCCAGAAUUGGUCCUUCCUAAAGAAACCGACAGUUAUAAUAACACUAAACACGACCUCACAUAUUUCAGUGCAAGUAUUGAAGAAGUAAACUCUGAUGAGGGAUGGCAAGAAGCCAACUCAAAAGUACGAGCUGGAAAUGGCACUGGCCGCAAUUAUAGCCGAAGACGCCCUAAUAUUGCCAAGCUAAAUACCAACCGCUCUGAAUACUCUAAUUACAGUGACGGGUAUUAUAAGAAAGAGUUGAUUUUUCCAGGACAAAAGGCCGUGCCAAAGACAAAUUCAGCAGAAUCAUCUCCAUUGAAGCAUUCAAAGUCUCUUAGUUCAAAUGCUGGAGGGGAUUCAACUAAAUUGCAGGCAAAGACUCCCGUUUCCAGAAUUUCCCCACCCUCAGUUUCCAAAGUCUCCACUACCAUGGCUUCGAAAUCUGUUUCCUACAAAGAGGUAGCGUUGGCGCCUCCAGGAACAGUUAUAAAACCAAUGGUUGAGAAAGUAGAAGAAAUCACUGAGGAAAUUGAUACCGAAGUCAGGAAUAAUCCUCCUCAGACAACAAAGGAGGGUGAAAGCAACAUAUUUGUUGUGGAUAAAGCAAUGCUGGAUCAUGAAAACACAAAAGAAGUUACUGAAAGUGGAAACGAGCUGGAAAAUUCUUCCUCAGAAGAACUUGAAGCGAUUCCAAGCUCAAGCAAUGAGGAAAAACCUGUUGAAACGAACGGGAGCAAGCUUUCUGCAGCAGCUCAACCAUUCAGUCCAGGAACCUUUCCGUUAACUCAGCCAUUGAACUCGGUUCCUGUAACAAGUGUUUACGAUGUAAUAGCAAGCCAAGGCAUGCUUGCAGAUCCUGUAGGGUUCCCUCCAAUCGCUGCAAGGGUGACCUGUGGGCCGAAAUCGCCUCUAUAUUCUUUCCAAAUGAAACAUGGGUUCUUGAAGUACCAAGGCCCCAUUAUAGAAAGAAGUGGACCAAAAAUCAUGAACCCUAAUGCACCAGAAUUUGUGCCCGGAAGAGCUUGGCAAACGAAUGCAGCAACCGAAGUUCCAAAAGUUAAAAGUGGUCCGAAUUCUGAUACUGAUGAGAAACUUCAUGAAAAAGGUACUAGUGAAGUUAAAGAUGGAAGAUCAAAGAAAAGCAGUUCGGAUGCAGAGAAGUCAGAGCUAGCAAGGCAAAUACUGCUUAGCUUUAUUGUGAAAUCAGUUCAAAAUAAUCUGGACCCCGCGAGGGAGUCUGCAGUUAACAAGAAGAAGUUUGAAUAUUCUGAAAACUCAUCAGAAGCGGUUGCUAAUGACAGUGCAAUUAUAAAAAUUCUGUAUGGGAAUGAAGGUAAGGAGGACUCAGUUUCUGAAACUGGGAAUAAUGAACAGCAGAAAACAUCGGAUGGGAAGACGAACAAUAAUGGAGAUGGUGAGGGAUUUGUAGUUGUUACAAAGAGGAGAAGGAAUCGACAACAGUUUUCCAAUGGGGUAAGCGGGUUGUACAAUCAGCAAUCAAUUUGUGCUUCAGUCCGUUGACCUUGUUGGACGAUGAAAGGAAGUUACAGGGUUGAUGUUCCCCAAUGAAAUGCGGUUCAGAUUAUGACAGAGAUCUCUUCAACAUGACAAUUCUACCAAUGUAGAUACGUCGGAGGACUGGUUUAGGGGAGGGGGGGGAAGGCCAUUCACUUUUAACCAUGCCAACUUGAGAUGUUCUAAUAAUUGCAUGUAGAAAUGAGUGUUUUCUUUGUGGAAAGAUUUUGUUUUCUUUAAUAAAAUUUCAAAUCUUUGUAUACUAUCGUUUGCAUCAAACGAUUUAUUUCUCUCCUUUCCUUCUGUUCUCUUAGGCGAUGUUUGGAAGUCGCACAGAGAAAUGAAGAAUUUUGUCAGAAUGUUCGAAACCUAAUUGAAUAAAGUUCACCGCAAUUAUUGUUAA
Messenger RNA from Rhododendron vialii, 5895 nucleotides. Its product is annotated as protein REDUCED CHLOROPLAST COVERAGE 3. The record is from RefSeq and is a predicted model, not a curated record. NCBI's taxonomy places the organism in Eukaryota, Viridiplantae, Streptophyta, Magnoliopsida, Ericales, Ericaceae. Gene Ontology annotation, biological process: organelle organization. The transcript has 23 exons. Bases 393 to 5498 code for a protein of 1701 amino acids. Gene Ontology annotation, molecular function: protein binding. Gene Ontology annotation, cellular component: cytoplasm.